AUGCAACUGGACGAAUCUACAGAUAUCUCUAACUUUUCUCAACUUCUGAUCUAUGUCAGGUAUAUUUACAAAGAAGACAUUUUAGAAGACUUUUUAUUUUGUCAAACUUUAAAUGGCAGGACUGGUAAUGACAUAUUUACCCUUAUUAAUGAAUUUUUUGAAAAUAAUGAAAUUUCGUGGUCAAUGUGUAAGGCCAUUUGUACAGAUGGUGCAGCAGCACUUACUGGAUCAAAGAAAGGUUUUAGAGCUAAAGUUAACGAAAUUUCACCAAGUAUACUAUUUACUCAUUGUAUGAUUCAUAGGGAAGCUUUAGCAUCUAAAAAACUUGAACCAUUUGUCAACGAAGUACUGCAAAAUGCUAUACGUGUAAUUAACUUUAUAAAAUCAAAAUCAUUCAAUUCUAGAUUAUUUACGAUACUGUGUAAUGAAAUGGAAUCUGAUCAUACAAAACUACUACUUCAUACUGAAGUUAGGUGGUUAUCCCGUGGUAAAAUAUUAUUAAGAAUUGUUGAGCUUAAAGAUGAAAUACGAAUUUUUCUCCUUGAACAUAAAAAUACACUCGCAGAACACUUCUUAAAUGAAGAAUG
Messenger RNA from Myzus persicae (green peach aphid), 587 nucleotides. Its product is annotated as protein FAM200A-like. The transcript has a single exon. The record is from RefSeq and is a predicted model, not a curated record. Lineage: Eukaryota; Metazoa; Arthropoda; Insecta; Hemiptera; Aphididae. The annotation marks the transcript as partial.